Messenger RNA from Belonocnema kinseyi, 1849 nucleotides. Its product is annotated as synaptic vesicle glycoprotein 2B-like. The transcript has 10 exons. The record is from RefSeq and is a predicted model, not a curated record. Gene Ontology annotation, biological process: transmembrane transport. Gene Ontology annotation, molecular function: transmembrane transporter activity. Lineage: Eukaryota; Metazoa; Arthropoda; Insecta; Hymenoptera; Cynipidae. The coding region runs from base 109 to 1650 and encodes 513 amino acids. Gene Ontology annotation, cellular component: membrane.
AUAUCUGUAAAGUAUGUGAACAAACAGUUUGAAACAACGCUAACAAAAAAUACUAAAGAGUUUGUAGUUAAAUUUUUUUUUCGAAAUUAGAAAAGUGACAUUUAAAUUAUGGAGAUGCAAAUCCAAGAAACUGUUGUACAAGAAGCGAUUGAAAAAACAGGAUUUGGACAAUUCAAUUUAAAAAUUGCGUCACUUGGUGCUCUGAUUUAUACGAAUGUAGUGAUAAGUAUAAUCAGUAUUGGAUAUGUUUUGCCGGCUGCUGUGUGUGAUUUUGAAAUGACGACGAUCGAUAAAGGGCGGAUAGCCAUUGCUCCUGUCUUGGGUUCCUGUUUUGGUUCUCUUUUUUGGGGAUUUUUGGCAGAUCUCAAAGGACGGAGAAUAUCAUUAAUGUCAGCAUUGUUUCUCCAAAGCAAUUCUGAAAUAUUAAUGUCACUGGUUUCUAAUUACUGGGCACUACUUUCCUUCAAAUUUCUAAGUGGCUUUGCAAUAAUCGGUGAAAUAGCUCUUCUAUUUUCCUACGUCGGUGAAUUUCAACCCGCAAAAUAUCAGAAAAAAAUUCUUUCGUGGCUAAGUUUUGUAAUGGUAGCGGGAUUAAUUAUUGUUCCUCUUUUGGCCUGGGCAAUUAUUCCACUACAAUUUGAAUACAGACGUCAUUACUUCUUUUUUCGAUCAUGGAACCUUUUCGUACUUGUUUGUGCCAUACCAGCUGAAAUUUUAGGAAUUUGGCUCAUUUUUUGCCCGGAGACUCCUAAAUAUCUUGCUGAAAGUGGACAGACUGGAAAAUUGCUGAAGGUUCUGACUGAUAUGUACGUUGAAAAUAUUAGAGGAACCCCUGAAGAAUUUUAUAGAACCUUAGAAAACAGUGAGUAUCCUGCUCUGAUAGAACUUGCUAAUUCUUGUGCGAAUAAAUCAACUUCUAAGGAAGAAAAAGCCCCAAGCAAGAAAAAAUUAUGCACAAUGCUAAAGGACUUCAAAAAACAAAGACAAAAUGUCUUUAAAGCUCCUUAUUUGAAAAGAUUGGUUGUUCUUUGUAUAUGUUUGUUUUGUACAGCAUCCUCGUUUUAUUCACUACUUAUGUGGUUUCCUGAGUUGUUCCAAAGAUUUGCUCAUUUUGAAGCUCUUCAUCCAAAUCAAACUGCGAGUGUUUGUAGCAUUUCGAACAAAAAUUCUGCAACAAAUACAACUAUGAUAAAAAAUUCUUUUGAUUGCGUGCAAGAAAUUAAUACGAGCGUCUAUCGGAGUGCACUGUGGCAAGGGCUUACAACAUUAAUUCCUAAUAUUUUAUUACCAUUGCUAGUCGAUAAACUUGGCUUCAGAUUUUUCGCAGUGACUCUUUUAGGAACAUCUGUUUUUGUGACAAGCGGUCUUUAUUUUGCGAAAUCUUACAUGGAAAAUGUAAUAUUAUCCUGUAUUUUUCUAGCGGUUAUGUCAACAUCUUUAAGUGUAAUGUAUUCUUUUCUUGUGAUACUCUUCCCUACAAAUAUCAGAGUAUUUGCGUCAACGAUAUCAGUAUUUACCAGCCGAAUAGGAACUAUUUUUGGAAAUGUUACAUUUACUUAUCUAAUUGACGAUUACUGCACCAUAUUAAUUGUAACCAUAAUUGCUCAAUUAUUAUUGGCUGCAACCCUCAGUUUAACUCUUAGGGCCUGAAGAUAGUUAUAGUUAUAUAUUUAUAAAAAGUUUUGAGUGGCUGCUUCCUGAAUAAGGAUUCCUGAUAUCAUAAUUUGUCGAAUGUCGGCUAGUCUUGAUAAUAAGAAUCUAAGUUUAAAGCGUAGCUAAUGCAUUCAGAAUUUAAAAAAUAUAAAAAUAUAUUCAUAUUAAUAAAAUGUUUAAAAUGUUCAAAUCGUUA